CAAAAGGUCUGGGUGCAUGCAGUACAAGCAGUCAAAGCGGCCAACUGAAGAAACCUCAAGCAUCUACACUUUUAAUUGAAUACUAUUCAUCAUGUUGACGCCGUCUAUAGUUAGACCCGCGGGUUAUUUUUACGCUCUGGGGAACACCCCGGCAGUCAACCUAGCUCGUAAUGUGCCGCCUGGUACUGACGCUGACAUCCUCCUACUCGGCUGUGGUGAUGUACGCAAUAUUCUCUACACCGCCUAUGCCAACAAAGACAGUCUAUCUAGGAAGUUCGAUAUCACGUGUUGCGAUGUCGACGACUCCAUUCUCACCCGCAAUAUAAUCUUUUUUUCUUUCCUCAUUGAUGAAAUAAAACCUAGGGACUAUAGCAAGCUGAGGGAUGCUUACUACCAUCUUUAUCUCAGUGGCUCAUCUUUGGAAUUUUUGCGAACACAGAUCCAAAAUCUUGUCGCAGAAGCCAAAUCGUGGAACUCGUGGCAGGAGAGCCGGUAUGGCUCCAUCAUCAAAUUCUGUGACAAGACUACCUUUGAGGCGUUCUGCUCGGUGAUUAAGCUCAUGUCACAGCUGUUGCUGCAAAGCGAGCCUCCUGUGGCAUUCAAAAAUAGCCUCGACGACUCCAAGGCCGAGAAGACUGCGCGACUUGGAGUCGAUGGAAAAGUCCACACCGGUGUGCGUUCUUCUGCCCCGCUGGCUAUACAGCCUGGCGCGGAUACUCUUGACGAUCUCAGGAUCUCUUUUGAGCAUUUCUGGGAGCACGGGACCACUACCAAGCAAGACCCUGAUAAUGUACCUACCGAACAUGCCAAUCCGAUGUUUUCGGGUCCUCUUAGUCACGGUGACAGAGUCCUGCAUUAUGCUACCGACCCUCUUCUGGGAUUUCAUCUUGCUACGGCUUAUGCACACCUUGCUGAGGGUUCGCCAUUAUCAGGCUCGGGCCAGAGUGUGCAGGGUAUAUCAAGGGCUGCCGAUACAGCAUUUGUUCAGUUUCAAGCCUGGGUUCGCGCACUGGUCGGCCUGAUUAGACGGGAAUCCCUGAUCAUCCGCCCAGUCAAUGCAGACGCCUUGGCUUUAUGUCACACCUUUCAACGCUGCAAUGCAUCAUCACGUAGUGAGCUCACAGCAAACCUCGUCCGCUCCCAACUCUCCGCAGAUAAGCUUGAGCUGGACCGGGACUGGUAUGGCCCAAAAGUAGCCGAGGCCUCGGCAGCGCCGAUUUUAUUUGAUGCCAUCGAUUCAUCAAACCUGUCCGAUCACCUCGGUGUGCUCAACAUUGUCAUGUCAUCUGGUCCGCUUCUCAAAGCCCGCCCCUGGUCCGCAAUUUCGACUGAGGCUCUGGCGAGUGUUACUACUGAGGGCAAAAGCUACUUUGAGGAACUUCUAUGUGGCGACACUCUGGCUGUUGGUGCAGCUCUUGGACUCACCGUCUCGGAGUACUGGACCAACUCGACAGUCACAAGUGAUGUUCAGGAAGCACUCGGCACUGCGCUCAGAGCAGAAAAGAACGCUAAGAUGUUUCCCUACCGUAUGACGUGGGUUCCUGAUUCACAGUUUGCUUGCCAUGGUAACCUAUCGCCGUUGCUUGUCAAGAUGGAUAUACAAGGGGCUGUGGCAAUGGUUUGGCAUGCAUAUCUCAACAUGUUUCAGCAGGAGAAUGCACAAGAGCUGCUCAGAGGCUCACCAGAGCAGCGUAAAAGGAAACUGCAGAGCGCAUCUAUGCCGUGCUACCACCGCGGUACGUUUUUGGCCUUCGUCAAGGCUCUCGUAGCCCGGGUUCAGACAGACUGGGGAAAAGUAUGCAAAGAAAUUCUCGACCGGGUCUACAAGGACACUUCGAUCAUGAUGGGUAACAACUAUUCCCAAGAACUCGCCUCUCAGAUGCAUAUUCAGGGUCUGCAUACAGAAUCAUGGCUCAGGAGCGAGAUCAGGCUCUCGAAUUCCCACAACGGCCUCACCUUCGCUGCGUGGAAGAAAAUUCCAGAAGUUAUUGCAGUAUCUCUCGUUGUCCCGAUCGAGAAGCUCAAGAAACUGUUCGCCGGGCUACCAAUGCAACGUGCUGCACUUCCUCUCCAAGCAACCAUCAAAUCUAGUCAGGGUCAAUGGACCAACUACUUUGGCGACUUGCAGCUUGGCUUCGGCAAAGUCGAGAUCCAUGGAGCACCAGAGAAUGAUGAUUUUGCCAUCGCGGUCAAAGCAUCAGAGGGAGAGGGAGGAUGGAAUGGAAAUUUGCCCGUUGUAGCUUCGUUCUACUGUCCUACUGCUGCCCUGCAAGUCGAGCCUCACACAGCGCAGAUCAGCCUCGAUGUACAGCCCACAUUGCAAGCAAUCCAAACGUUUGCCGGGAAACCCGGAAGCCCUAUGCAAAUAUUCCAGACAGUCACUGGGAAUGCAUCUGCAGUAUUCUUUACACGCUACCUACCGAAUCAGGAGGCAUAUCCAAUCUAUUCAAGUAGUCCGGCUACUGGAUCAACAUCUGCAGAGCGAGACACAACUAUAUCUCUGAGCCUUGAUGCUGACACUAGCACAGGCAAGAUGUCUUCAUUGACCGGGCGUGUUAAUAUCACCGAUGACGAUGGCAUGAGACUCCUCACAGAGAAAGUGCCUAUUUAUAUUCGCCAGACAACACCGUUCGUCAUCGAGAUAGUUUUCGGUGAUGAGGACAAGGUGUACCCCUUACAUUUCAUCCUGCCGAUCGAAAAGGAGGGAUCCAAGACUCGAAUAGCACGGAAGUCAUCAUACGUCGAAGUUGUCGCGCCUGUCUCCAAUCCAAUCACGUCACCACAACUACAAGAUUUUAUCACUCCCAUGACCCUGACAUCCCACUUAUCAAUUCCAACCAUUGUUUCAGGGGCCCUGCCCUACGUCAACCUCAACACUCUACCAGUUCUAGACAUCUCUGACAAGGGCGCACUGCGCUGGCUCGUCACUCUGGCCUCACACACAUUCAGCAGUCGGGAGCGCCGCAUCCGAGAACGGAUCAUGUCCGACACUCAAACCGUGCCUGCGGCACAGGCACUCCGCACAAACUUCAAGGAGUCCCUUUUCACCAUGUUUAUGUUGUCCUCUGGCCUUCAGGGUGACCAGACGGGCCUUUUUGCCAUCGAACGCGCAGGCAACGACGGGCCGGGCAGCGGCUCGGUGCAGAUGAUCGUGGCCGUAUCGGCCCUCCGCCUAGAUGCCGCGGCAGCCGGCGUCGUGGCAGACGCAGCCGUGCUGCCGUUGACUCGUGCCAUUGUGGCCGGGGACGUGGACCUGCGCGCAUUCCUGGCCAUGUUGCCCAGCUUCCAGGUCUGCUACGUGUCGGCCGACGAUGCGGAGCUCGCGCUCUGGCGCAGGGUGCUGCCGGCGCUGGCGGAGCGCUGUCGGACGUGGCCUCACGGCGAAGACUGCGAGUACAAGGCCGCCGGUGCGACGAUCCCCCUGCCUGGAGAGCACGGACAGCACGGGGGUGGGAGCGCGGUGGUUUGCUCCUGCGGCAGGGGAAAGCUGCCCGAGGCGUUUGUCGCGCUGCCCGAGUGGGAUUCGACGGCCGCCCAGUACGCGACGCGGAUCGCCAUCAGUCCGCUGUUUUCCGUGCCCUUUGUCGAGGAAAUCGUCGACAAGGCCGUGGUUGAGGCGCUCAAACGCAAGGCGGAGGACCUCGACGUGGCGGACGUGGUGGAUACGUGCCGAACCUGUGGGAAGCCUGAAAGUCCGCAGCAGAAGCUGAAUCGAUGCAAGGCAUGCUUGGAGGUCAAGUACUGCUCGGUUGAUUGCCAGCGGGCGGACUGGAAGACGAGACACAAGCGCGAGUGCCAACCUGCGCAGUCUUGA
Pyricularia grisea is the source of this 3814-nucleotide messenger RNA. RefSeq lists its product as uncharacterized. The record is from RefSeq and is a predicted model, not a curated record. The transcript is spliced from 2 exons. NCBI's taxonomy places the organism in Eukaryota, Fungi, Ascomycota, Sordariomycetes, Magnaporthales, Pyriculariaceae. The coding region runs from base 92 to 3814 and encodes 1240 amino acids. Gene Ontology annotation, molecular function: DNA-binding transcription factor activity, RNA polymerase II-specific. Gene Ontology annotation, biological process: regulation of transcription by RNA polymerase II. Gene Ontology annotation, cellular component: nucleus.